CCAUCAGACUAAAAUUAUCGAUAAACGGCUGACGUGUUGGGGUCCGGGAAAGGAAUUAAUUCCCUGUUUUUGUUUGCCAGAUAAAUUUCAUAAUUCAACGAAGGGAUACGUUUAUACAUUUUAAAAUAACAAUACAAAGCAAUGGCUUUGUUGACUAUGAUAGCACGAGUCAUCGAUGGGCUUCCGCUGGUGGGCACCAUGCAAGAUGAUGAACAGACUGGACGCAGCAUUAUGGAAUAUCAGAAUCAAGCAAAAAUGUUAUUCCGCAAAUUGGGUUCACAUUCACCAGCCAGAUGUAGUAUCGAAACCGGUCCCUAUCUUUUCCAUUAUUUAAUAGAGAAUGAUGUUUGUUAUCUGGUGAUGGUAGACAAAAUGUACUCUAAACGUUUGGCCUUCAAUUAUUUAGAAGACUUAGCCCAGGAGUUCCAUACAAACUAUGGCCGCAAAGUGAAUUCAGUGACAAGACCUUAUGCUUUUAUAGAAUUCGAUGUUUAUAUACAAAAAGCUAAGAAGCAAUUGACCGAUCGAAGACGCAAUAUAAACACAAUCAAUACACAGCUACAAGAUGUGCAGAGGAUUAUGGUUCAAAAUAUUGACGAUGUCCUGCAACGUGGCACUGUUCUAUCAGAACUUGAUACCAAAACCCAAAAUCUGUCCAUGAUGUCACAGAAAUAUAAAAAAGAUGCCACCUAUUUAAAUCGUAAAUCGAUGUAUGUAAAAGCCGCAGCUGCGGGUAUUGUUGUUAUAGUAUUUAUUUUAUACUUUUGGGUUUUGUAAUAGUGGUAUGUUCAAACAGAGGCAGAGAAUACAGACACCAACCAAUUAAAAAAGUUUAUGUUUUAUGUAUUUAGGCUAAAAUGAAAGCAAACACUUAUAAUUUAUUCACACAAAAUAGAAAAAUAUGUUUUUUUGCAUACCAUCAUACCUAAUUCCAUACACACACUCUCCCUCUCUCUAUAUAUAAAUGAAUGUUGUAUUGUUUUUGGUUUUUUUUUUAAGAAAGGAAAAUUUUUUUGAGUCGGUUUAACUAUAACUUUUUUCUUUUUUUAUAAGUGAUGAUGAAAAUUAAGACAAUUUAAUUACAUUUAUUAAUUUAGGUGAAGUACGAAAAAAAUAGAAAAAAACUAUUAAACGAAUUGUUCCAUAUAACAUAAAUUGUUUAUUUUUAUUUAAUAAAAAAUGAAUCACAUUUCACUCAAUCACUGAUCUUGGUCUUCUUCAUCUUCUGUGGUGGAAGAUAAGACCUCCAUUAAUUGCUCAUCAGUAAAAAGGAAA
Stomoxys calcitrans (stable fly) is the source of this 1275-nucleotide messenger RNA. It is a transcript of the gene Sec22, whose product is annotated as vesicle-trafficking protein SEC22b-B. Gene Ontology annotation, molecular function: SNAP receptor activity. Bases 142 to 777 code for a protein of 211 amino acids. Gene Ontology annotation, biological process: endoplasmic reticulum to Golgi vesicle-mediated transport; vesicle fusion with Golgi apparatus; retrograde vesicle-mediated transport, Golgi to endoplasmic reticulum. The transcript has 5 exons. NCBI's taxonomy places the organism in Eukaryota, Metazoa, Arthropoda, Insecta, Diptera, Muscidae. The record is from RefSeq and is a predicted model, not a curated record. Gene Ontology annotation, cellular component: endoplasmic reticulum membrane; endoplasmic reticulum-Golgi intermediate compartment; SNARE complex.